This is a messenger RNA of Haemonchus placei, 411 nucleotides long. Lineage: Eukaryota; Metazoa; Nematoda; Chromadorea; Rhabditida; Trichostrongylidae. The record is from the annotation of a GenBank genome assembly.
UUGCACAACAGUGAAAUUCGGUCACAUGGUCGUUUGAAGUCAUCGAAUUGUGUUGUGGAUAGUCGAUUUGUCCUCAAAGUCACUGAUUUCGGGUUGCACGGUCUCCAUGCCAUGGAAGAGAACACCAUAGACGACAUCGGAGAGCACGCGUUCUACAAAAAGUUGUUGUGGACGGCUCCAGAGCUCUUACGAAACCCCAAUCCGCCGCCGAUGGGCACUCAGAAAGGCGAUAUUUAUUCAUUUGCAAUCAUUCUUCAUGAGGUUUUAUGGAGGAACGGGGUGUUUCCAGUGAAAAACGAGAACUUGUCUCCGUACGAGAUUGUACAACGUGUGAAGAAAACUGUGGCAAGUCCCGAAGAUGUGUUCCGUCCGUACAUUCCUGACAGUAUGGAUGCCGACGAUGACAUCAAU